Physeter macrocephalus (sperm whale) is the source of this 835-nucleotide messenger RNA. It is a transcript of the gene C14H20orf141, whose product is annotated as chromosome 14 C20orf141 homolog. The record is from RefSeq and is a predicted model, not a curated record. NCBI's taxonomy places the organism in Eukaryota, Metazoa, Chordata, Mammalia, Artiodactyla, Physeteridae.
AUGACCCGCCUCUGCUCACCCAGGCCUGAAGACCUUGCUUAUCCUGUCCCAGUCCCUUCCAGGGGCGUGGGUGCUGGGGAGGGAUCGGGUAGCCCAGUGGGUCCAUGUGUGUCCCCCUGGGGCCCUAGCCAGGCCCAGGCUGACGGUGUCCUAGGGCUGGGGGCACUGGGGCUGACAAUGCGGGCGGUCUUUUCCACAGCUGGCCCAGCCUCGCUGCUGCUGCUUGUCCACCGGUCAGUGGACACUCUCCACAUGCCUGCAGGUCCCUCCUGGUCACAGCACACACAUCUCACAGGGGGCCGGAGUCAGGCCGGCGAGGGUCCAGGGCAGCAGGAGGCUCCGCUCCUGCCCACGGUGGCGGUCAGAGGACGACGCGGCCCCCAGGAGGCUCUGCUGCUGCCGCUCCUGGGCCUGGGGCUACUCCUGGGAGCCCGCGGCAUGCCCCUGGCCCUGCUUGCCCUGGCUUUCUGCCUCCAUCCUUGGGCCUGAAUGCCCUCUGGAAAUACAUUGGCCAUGCUGUUUCCUCACGCCUCCUUUCCUCCACCCUGGUCUGGGAAGGUGGGAGGAUACUCCUUUAUCCCCCAGCCUGCACCUACCUUGGGGGACCUCUGAGGUCUCCCCACAAUGUGGACAGUAGAUACCUAGGUCUGAGUCCAAGGGCAUCAGUCAAAAGUGAGAUAAGGGACAGGGAGCCCAGUGCAGGGAAUGGGAGCCAUCUCAGAACCUCUAUGUUAGGGGUCGCUAUUCUGGCCUCCACUGUGGUUCUACAGAAUGAGGGUCCAGAGAGAAAGAACCGCAAGAGAGUGGAGUGGGACUGGAUAUCGGCCAGCAGGGA